Messenger RNA from Fraxinus pennsylvanica, 1146 nucleotides. The record is from the annotation of a GenBank genome assembly. Lineage: Eukaryota; Viridiplantae; Streptophyta; Magnoliopsida; Lamiales; Oleaceae.
AUGAUGAAAUCACAGGGAAUCAGAGGUCCUCCAUACAGAUUUCCUCAUGGGAGUACCAGAGAAAUCUCUGAAAUGAGAAGCCAGUCUAUGGGAAAGCCCAUGGAAAUGUCACACACUAUAUUUCCUAGAAUACAGCCUCAUAUUUAUUUGUGGACGAAAACUUAUGGGAAGAAUUUUCUUAAUUGGCAUGGUUCACAAGCACAGUUGUUUGUGACAGAGCCAGAGCUAAUCAAAGAAAUACUGAUGAAUAGAGAAGGCUUCUACCCGAAAAUGGAAAUGGAAGGGUAUGCGAAGAAGCUGCUAGGGGAAGCACUUAUAACGAAUGAGGGUGAAAAAUGGGCAAAGAUACGGAAACUGGCAAACCAUACUUUCCAUGCAGAGAGUCUGAAGAGCAUGGUUCCAGAAAUGAGUUCAGGUGUUGAGAUGCUGCUUGAGAGGUGGAAAGAUCGUAUCGGAGAAGAGAUCGAUGUGUUUAAAGAGUUCGGACUGUUGACUACUGAAGUAAUUUCAAGGACAGCAUUCGGAAGUAGCUAUGUCGAAGGGGGACAUAUAUUUGAAAUGGUGGCAAAGUUGACACAAAUAACUGUUAGAAAUAUUUACAGAGUCAGAUUUCCUGGCAUAAGUAUGCUAUUAAAAUCAGAUGAUGAGAUCGAAGCACUGAAACUCGAAAAAAGAAUAAAAAGUUCCAUAGUCGAGCUUGUAAAGAAGAGGGAAAAAGUGAAAAAUAACGGAGAAUUUGAAGAUUUCGGAAGUGAUUAUCUUGGACAACUUUUGAAAAUCUCUCAUGAAGCUGAUACAAAAAAGAGGAUUACAAUUGAACAGAUGAUUGAUGAGAUCAAAGCAGUGUAUGGUGCUGGACAUCUUACAACUACAAGCUUACUUUCAUGGUGCGUUUUUCUACUGGCAAUCCAUACUGACUGGCAAGAGAAAGCAAGAGAGGAGGUGUUUGGAAUAUUUAGCAGUGAAAACCCGAAUUCAGAUGGCAUUGCACGAUUGAAAAUAAUGAACAUGAUUAUCAACGAGUGUCUCCGACUAUAUCCUCCGCGUUACAAACUGUCGUUGUCUCCUAAUUAUGUCCACUGCCCUGCUGAUAUUUUCAUUCUUACACCAAAACAUGGGGUUCAAGUCAUUCUCCAAGCAAUUUAA